Messenger RNA from Rubroshorea leprosula, 853 nucleotides. Lineage: Eukaryota; Viridiplantae; Streptophyta; Magnoliopsida; Malvales; Dipterocarpaceae. The record is from the annotation of a GenBank genome assembly.
UCGAAAUCUGCUCACUUACGGCUUUAUAUUCAAAAAUGCCACGGAGAACAAGAGAAGUUUUGAGGAGUGCUUCAGAUUUUUUUGCUUCUCUUUCUGUUGACAAAUCUGAUGUAGAUUUCGUUGUGUUUCUAAGUAGAUCUCACGGCCCUUGCUCUUGGAGAUAUUUUACUUGUGUGACAUGAGCAACUUUCACUGCCAAGAAUUCUUCCUUCUUAAAGACAGCAGCAGUGCUAUUCGUUAUAGAUUUUCUCACAGAUUCUGCAGCUGCUACUUUGUUCUUAAGUACUCGGAAUCUCUUGCUGAAAUGUGUAUAAAUGGUAGUGAAAUCUGCCCAGAAUUUUUGUUGAGUAGAAAUAAUUGUGGAGCUCGGCUAAGGAUCUAAGCUGCUUCAAAGGCGGCUAGUUGGUCUGGGACAUUGCAGACAAUGAUCUUGCCAGAUCCUCCAUUCCGACUGAGUUGUACUCCCUCCUAUAGAAGUUGGUGGCAAGACUAUUUCCAUCCUCAGUUCCUCGGUGUUCUGGACAAUAUUUUUGCUUUGGCUCUUCCACCACUCAACAAAAAAUUUGAAGAAAAAGAUGUUGUAAAGGAAGGUGGUGACCUGGAAUCUACCAUGGUUGUCCAGAUCAGCAAGUGAGAUCUGCCAAGGAGAGCUCCUAGAACUCAAGUCAAGAGGAAAAUUGCCACUCUUGCAGAUUCCACGGAGGAGAAUACUCCCUUCAAGCAGCGAAGAACCGGAAGUAUUAUGAGGCCAGCAGUGAAACCAUUUGCAGCCAAGAAACUCAUCAAGUCCGCCUCUCCAUCAGAGUCCACUUCUGCCACGGAAACCCAGACUCAAUCUAAUAAAACAGAAGAU